AGUUGACAUGAAGUCUGAGUCCAUCAGCUUCUGCUGCAGAUAGAAGAGUGUGGUACUGUGUGUGUGUGUGUGUGUGUGAGUGAGCCUCUUCAUUUACAGUCUGUGGUCGCUUUGAGAAGUGCUGGAGAUGGGAACAGCGUUGAUUUACGAUGAGGAGAUGACCAAAUACAAACUGCUCUGGGUUGAUCCAAUGUGUAAGAUCGAAGUACCCGAGCGUUUAACUGUGAGUCAUGAAGCUUUGGUCAAGAGCGGCCUGGCUGAUCGGUGUGUCUCCGUACCUGUCCGCAAGGCAACGGAUGCAGACAUUCUGCUGGUUCACAGUGAGGAAUAUUUGGAGGCAGUGAAGAAGACCCCUUACAUGACUCUGGAGGAACUGAAGGACUUUACCCUUCAAUAUGGAGAUGUCUACUUCCACCCAAACAUCUAUCACUGUGCCACGCUGGCUGCAGGAGCUGCACUGCAACUGGUGGACAGUGUGAUGACAGGGAAGGUGAGGAAUGGCAUGGCUCUGGUGGAAAUGCAGAAUAGUGACUAUCUUUCAGUCUUCUGUCAUCUCCUCUUGCCGGUUGCAUACGAGUUUUGCCCAGACUUGGUGUUGGUGUGUGCCGGCUUCGACUCAGCCAUUGGUGACCCAGAGGGGGAAAUGUGUGCCACCCCGGACAUCUUUGCCCACCUCACUCACCUUCUCAUGAACCUCGCUGGAGGCAAGUUGUGUGCUGUGCUGGAGGGAGGCUACAACUUGACUUCCCUCGCCCAGUCUGUGUGUCAAACUGUUCAAACGCUGCUCGGAGAUCCUGCACCUCGACCCGUGAAGCUCGAAGGUCCCUGUAGAAGUGCACUCGAGUCCCUUCACUGUGUCCGUUCGGCUCACAGGCAGUACUGGUCCUGCCUCAAACAUGCAGCUGAUCUGCCCACCUCUGACAUCAGCACCAAGCACUUAAAACUGGCAGACGAAGACGAGUAUAGUGAUGACGAGACCGAGUGGCCGGAGCCUGUCAAACGCUUCGCUCCUGCUGUUCGUGCUGCUGUAGUUCUCCCUGAUGCUGUCGCCUGCCCAGACAGAUGUCAUCCCUUCACUCUAUCAGAGGAUCUCGACCCAUUUAUAGUCAACAAACUCAAGGAGAAUUUCCUAAAAGAAGCAGAUGACGGAGAUGCUCUCUCGACCCUCUCCAGACUUAUUAACCUGGUAGAAAGAAUGGAGAAGAAUGAGAUCUGCAGUGGCCUGGCGCUGGUCCCUGAAAUCUCCAUGGCAACGAUGUGUGUUAUCCAGCAUGCUGCAUCUGCACUCAGGAACCGGGUUUUGGUUGUGUGUGUCGGAGAUUGGAACGUUCCGAGUCAAGUCACUGAAGAUGGGAAAACACUUGUGUUGCAAUUCAGCAACAAGGAGUCAGAGGAAAGUAAAAGCAGAUAUUACAUUCCUGUGCAUCUGAAGAAGGGCUUCAGUGAUGUAUCAGGAUUCAUACAGGUUGUGAUGGGUCUCCUCCUGCCUUUGGGUUACGAGUACGACCCCAGUCUGGUUGUGUUGGUUCGGAUGUCCGACAGCGGACUGUGUGACAGCGCGUGGCAACAACUAACAGGUCUGCUGCAGGGCCUCGCACAAGGACACACACUGGUGCUCAUGCAGGACAAUGAGAAGGAAUGUGUCGGACCCACUGUCUCCUCCCUCCUCGGGGACCCUGCUCCCUCUUUAGGGCCACUCCUGGCCCCUCUAUCAGAGGAUGUGGAGUCUGUGGAGAAACUGAGAGACAGGCUGAAGGCAGAGUGGAAACUCCUGCAGAACACAGCUCAAGACAAAGGAAGAGAUGCUGAGGACCAAAGCUGAUCCUGCUCUUCUUUUUAAUUAAUGAAAACAUUGUGAAUCCCAUGAUUGAUAUAAUUCAUAUACUGAGAGGGCUUUUGAUACCUGCAUUACAAACAUGACAACAACCCAGUUUGAAAGCUCUCAAAUGUUUUCUAGUAACAUUUGAGAAAAUUGGACAAACACUGAUGAAUUCUGAUGAGAUGAAAAGUACAAGGUGAUUCUUUUUUCCUAUCUGCAACUCCAUCUCUAAUGUGUUUGUGAAUAUAUUUGAUCACAGAUUCCUGAAAUUAAAAACAGACUGAUUAUUUACCAGCUCCAUUAAUCCAUGGACAGAAUUAUAGAAUAAUGAUCUCUAAUGUUCUCAUUACAUUAUCAUUUGCUUAAGCAGCAUAAAAUAGGUAAAUGAAUGGAAUGGAUAAGCCAGGUGAAAAAUAAGUAAUUCAUUCUAUCGUCUACUGUGCACGUCUUUACCUGAUCUCCUCCACUUUAUGUAACAGACUCAGGACUGGUACUUAGCUGCUAAACUGUUUUUGAUAAAAAUAUGAGGAUGUAAAAAUAAUUCCAUGUGGGUUUACACACGCUGCACAAUGAAUAAACAAACAACAGAGGGGGAUUUCCUGGAUGGGUUUAGCUAAAACCACAUACAGAAAAUGUUGAUAAGUGAUAUUACUGCCCACUGGAAAAAUAAAUAUAUGAAGACCUUUGGAAA
Messenger RNA from Paralichthys olivaceus (Japanese flounder), 2510 nucleotides. The record is from RefSeq and is a predicted model, not a curated record. NCBI's taxonomy places the organism in Eukaryota, Metazoa, Chordata, Actinopteri, Pleuronectiformes, Paralichthyidae.